AUAAAGAGGACGUCACUCUUCUCUGAAUUACAUGGUGGCCGGUAUUUGUCUCCGUUGUUUGCCGUGAUUAACUGUCGUAUGUUAGCACAAAGACACACUUAUUUCUUCCAUUUUGCUGCAUUUUUAUGUACAGGAAUCUGGUAACUGAAGGAAUUCACAAAUUUCUUAGUGGUAAUGUAUACAUUGGAGUAGUCUAAUAAUCAGAUAUUUUCGUAAACAUUGUGAAAACCCGCUUCCAUCAUGAACGGGCUUUCGUUCAGUGAGUUGUGCUGCUUAUUUUGCUGUCCCCCAUGCCCAUCUCGCAUAGCCGCCAAGCUGGCGUUUCUGCCACCAGAACCAACCUACUCUAUUGUAACAGAUGAUACCGGUACUCGUGGGACAUUACAUUUAACGGAUAGAGCAGAAUGGCAAUUUUCAGAUCGAGAACUAGAAUCAAUUGAGGUGUUCUACACCCGAAACAAGCGAGGAAACAGGAUAGCGUGCAUGUUUGUUCGAUGUGCACCAAAUCCAAAAUACACCAUCCUAUUCAGUCAUGGCAAUGCUGUUGAUAUUGGACAGAUGAGCAGCUUUUACAUCGGCCUUGGCUCAAGAUUAAACUGUAAUAUCUUCAGCUAUGACUAUUCAGGUUAUGGUAGUAGUAGUGGAAAGCCUUUGGAACGUAACUUGUAUGCAGAUAUCGAAGCAGCAUGGCAGGCAUUACGAUCGCGAUACGGGAUAAGUCCAGAGAACAUCAUUCUGUAUGGACAAAGUAUUGGAACCGUUCCCACAGUGGAUUUAGCUUCACGCUAUGAAAGUGCUGCAGUGAUUCUACAUUCCCCACUCAUGUCAGGAAUGCGUGUAGCAUUCCCCGAUACGAGGAGAACAUGGUGGUUCGAUCCAUUCCCAAGCAUUGAUAAAGUUUCCAAGGUGGCAUCCCCCGUCUUGGUCAUACACGGGACCGAGGACGAAGUGAUCGACUUCUCCCAUGGACUGGCGAUCUACGAGCGCUGCCAACACACCGUUGAACCGCUGUGGGUGGAAGGAGCCGGUCAUAACGAUGUGGAGCUCUUUGGUCAGUAUCUGGAGCGCCUCAGGAAUUUCAUCACUCAGGAGCUACCGAGCCUUACAGCAUCAUGAUCAUCAUCACAGGCUUAGGCAGGCAAGCAGGUAGUUGGGAGCCACUACGCUUUGUGUGUGUACUCCUCAUCCGACUCUUUGUAAGAUCUGUAAAUAAACAGGAUUUUUCCUUGUUCGUACGAUAUAUUCGCGGGCUGCCCAUAUUUGGCCCGUUCACACAAACAUGAAUAUUAAUCAUUGGCACAAAGUUUUUUCCAACACAAAAUUUUCAUGAGUAAUACACUUUGGCUGAUAUUUGCCAUUCAUGUUGAUAAAAUUCUUCUUUGUGUGAACUGGCCUUUAUGCAUAUAUCUGAAAGUUAUGUAGCAUUGAUUUUAUACAUUACUAGGCAGUAUUGCUUCAUUUCUUUUUUAUAUCCACGCCAGGGUACUUCCCUCAGUGUAGGAGAGUCUUAACUGGAACUCUUGCAUAUUUAUCUGUAAAUUUGCUUCUUAUUUGCAUCAAUAUUUCAAUACUUAAUGAUACAUACAGGUACGAUUAGUCAUCUGGUUGAAAAGAUGUAUGUUGAAGCCUUGAAGGAGCCUAAGGAGGAAUAACCCAAGGUUAUUAAUUAUCUCAAUUGAAAUAUUUAUAAAAGGUUGAAGUGUUUUAUUGCAUUAUUAAUGUUAUUAUUUAUGGCACUCACUGAUAAACAUUUUAGAAAUGAGGACCAAAUUUGAAUAUACCGGUAAUACUGCCAUAUAACUUUUCAUCUAGUAUGAAAUACACAAUAAAUUUUCAAUUUGAUUCGUUGAGUAUUUUAAAAAGGGCGGAUAGAGAACCUUUCUUCAGUUCAAUAAAGACUUUCUUUCAGAAGUGAGAGAUGUAAACCUUACAGGGUGAAUCCAAUUGAUGCAACCUUAAGCUGUGGAGAAGUUAAUCAAUGUACUACAAGUAUCAGUUUGAAGCAUGCUUUAAAAAAAAUAAUGAAUGUUGUUUUGACAACCGUACCCUACCCUUGCUUUUCAUAGCAACUAAGAUAGAUCCAGAGUGGAUUCAAAUUAAUUAAAAUUAGAUUAACUGAAUACUGUAGUUUCAAGGGAAUAUUCAAGGAAUAAUAAUAAUUUGCAGACCAGGGGUAAAGCUCUUCAAUUUAUAACAGUAUUAGCAGUAUUUGAUAUUCUCUAAUUUUCAGAGAAUCUGAAUAAUUCUAUAAAAAAGAUAACUGUCUCAGUAUACAUGUAGGUUGAGGUAGUUUUCGAUAAUUAAAGUAAAUGUAUGCUAAUUGGUAUGCUUUCAAUGCUCUCUCUCAAGAGAGAAGUGUGUGUAUGCGCUCAACUUUAAUAUUCUAAAUUACACUUUUUUCUUUUAUAAAUUUCUUUAUUAUCUUUUGGAAAUGGUCACACUUUUCUUUGAUUUUUGUGUUUGUACAUGAAUGUAAGUUUUUUUUAUAUGUUGGGUUUGCAUCUAUGAUCUCAGAGUCCUAUCCUAGAUUUGAACCUUUACUACAUGCACUAUCUUUGGGCUGGUUUCAUGAAACUUUGAAACAAGUAAUGAUCAAUCAUUACCAUUGUUCCACAGCCAAUCAAAUGCAAGAUUUUUGCACGUACAGUGGGUGUACAUGUAUCUUGCGGGACCGUACAAAAUGACAAUCGAAGUUAUUAUCAGUGGUACAACAUGUAUGUUUCAUUCAACAAGGUUGUGAAAGAUCAUCCAGGAUAUAGCAUUUGAUACAGCUUAUCAGACACAGACAGACAGAAACAGUCUGGCUAGACUUUAAUCAGGUGAUUCUGAGUGGGAGUAGAAAAGGAUAUGUAUGCAUGCAACAGUACAGUACACUAAAUUGGCAAAUUUUGCAAUUUUGUGUUGACUUGAUACACGGUAAUUUUGAAUUUCAGUGAGAACUGUGAAGAAAUACAUCAAGAGAAUCUAGGAAUAAAAUGAAAAUGGACAAUUGAUGCUACAUUGGGCCUUUUUCCAAACUUUACAAGACUUUAAAUUGAGAAUGAUCGAUAAGAAGGAAAUUAGAAUUCUUGAUUCUUGAGAUCUUUUAUUCAAGGUUUUGACCAAGUAGCAUCUACUUUGGGCAACAGCAGUAAAUCAACCAUAAGCGGAAGAUUGCAUUUUGCAAGCUAUAACAGUUUUAGAAUACAGCUUCUUAGGAUUAUGGCAAUGUCAGUGACAUCUCUCCAAGAUGCAGGAUCUUAAAGGGGAAAUGUAAAAAGUGCAAGAAAAGUAUUUAUGAAGGUUGGUGAAAUUUAGGGGGAAAAAAUAAGAUCAUGGAUUUUUUUACAGUUUUUAUUUUGUGAUGUCACAAGUCCUUCAUCUGCCAUAAAUUCCACAAAAUGCUGAUUUCACUGAAAAUAUCAAAAUGAUUGCAAUUGUGCAUGCACAAGCUUUGAGGAAAAAAAAUCAGUCACCAUGAAUUUAUGGAAUUCAUACUAUAAUGUCAUGCUCUGUUUUAGGCAACUGCUGUACAUGCACAUGCACAGUAUGAUAUCACAAAAUAAUAAUUAAAAAAAAAUCCUUUAAAAUUGAAUUACUAUGAUUUUGGAAAGCAUUCCAUCAAACUUUUGUUAAUAGUGUGUCAUGAUUGAAUUGUACAUGUACAGACAAAUGGAACAGUUAUCAGGCAAGGCAAAAACACUAUACAUGUAUUACAUGUGCAUCAGUA
Messenger RNA from Lytechinus variegatus (green sea urchin), 3709 nucleotides. RefSeq names its product alpha/beta hydrolase domain-containing protein 17B-like. Gene Ontology annotation, biological process: protein depalmitoylation. Gene Ontology annotation, cellular component: endosome membrane; plasma membrane. The record is from RefSeq and is a predicted model, not a curated record. Gene Ontology annotation, molecular function: palmitoyl-(protein) hydrolase activity. NCBI's taxonomy places the organism in Eukaryota, Metazoa, Echinodermata, Echinoidea, Temnopleuroida, Toxopneustidae. The transcript is spliced from 2 exons. Bases 241 to 1116 code for a protein of 291 amino acids.